This is a messenger RNA of Didymella exigua CBS 183.55, 1038 nucleotides long. RefSeq lists its product as uncharacterized. The record is from RefSeq and is a predicted model, not a curated record. The transcript is spliced from 2 exons. Bases 167 to 607 code for a protein of 146 amino acids. Lineage: Eukaryota; Fungi; Ascomycota; Dothideomycetes; Pleosporales; Didymellaceae.
AACAGUAGCGCAAUACUGCAGCAGCUAAAUCUUGUUGCUUGCCUCCUGCAGUCGUUCUUACUGCUGCGCUUAUAUGCAACUUCAGCGCGUAACUGUCAGCUCACUCUUUACGCCUGACAGAUCUACGUGUACGACUUCAAGUUCGACGACGAACCUCUCGAAUUAAAUGUCAGCCUCAGGUCCAUCCGGUCGCAGUCCUUACCCCUCCUCCACACCGCAGAUGGUCUCUGUGUGGUGCAACCGCUUUGCUCUAACGCCGUCGAGAAGGGUUUCUGGCAAUAUUUUGCCACAUAUUUCGCACGCUCUACGCAAAUUGAAUGCACCCCCACCCACACAGUCCAAGUGGUGGAAGCAUUGGGCAUUCCUUCGCGGUAUUGUUCGACCAUGCCCUGAAAAGAUCUUCCUAUUCGACUGUGAACACAUCGCAGUCCUCCCAUUAGUGACGGCACUGGCGUACGACAUCUCCGUCAGACGGUUGUCUUAUAAUGUGGAAAUUGUGACGACGGAUAAUCAGGUAGGCUAUCCCGGUCGUACAGUGGAUACAGUGCUUGAUAAGUACAACGAGUUUGCUUUCAGCCCGCUGUUGCCUUUUCUCAGAGCACCGUAAGUUCUACAGGCAAAUCAGUCUUUUCUUCCCCGUAAUUCACCCACGUGCUUGGUCGGCAAAAUCUUCACAGAGAUGCGGCAUGAGGUCCUUGAGUGUGGAUUCGAUCCGCAAACACACUGUUUCCUGUCGUUUGGCAGCGGUAACGAUGCGUUGUUCUCCGACAUUUCAUGGAUGGCAACAACGAGCCUCUCUACUACCGCCUGGUGGACUUUGGUGAGAUGACCACUUCAAAACGUAUCAGCUAGUCAAUAUCCUCGAGUUGUGCCGCAACAUGUCCAGAGACCCUCUCAAAGGUGGAUUUCCACUCAGUAGUGUGUACAUGGCUAUAUUCGGCGCGCCUGAUGUGACGGUUCAUGACCCACAGGGAGACACCAUAAUGCUAGCGAAUAUCGUAAAGACGAUAGGUUGUGUGGAGAAUACGAUGGACGAAG